AUGCUCGCUAAAAUACGCAGCUCUGGGACACUCUCGUCUGCGGUGUGCGUGGGGUCGCUUUCGGUCUUUCUCGCUCUGGUGGUUAAAUUUGUGGACUGGGGAUUUGAGCACAGCAGCAGCAGCAGCAGCAAUAACAGACAGUCCGGGUCUCCUGUCUAUUUCGCGUCGAGCUGCGCGGGGGAGCUAUUGUUAACUUGGUGGCAUUUGGUUUCUACUACCCUCGCCUUCCUUUGUGCCUUCUUCUGGCUCGGCUUGUAUUUGAUCCGGUGCGGUGUCCUGGUCCAAGCUGCGCUUUUUCUUCUGACCGUGUGCCAUCUGAGCGAAGCAGCGGCGCAGUCGCUGCUGCACGGGGCGGAGGAGCAGCUUCUCUCCUUCACGGCGACUGCGGUGGUGCUCGCCUGCCUGGCAAGCGGGGCACUGAUGGUGCUGAAGCUCGAGCACGGGAUCGCUAUCGUCGUCUUCAUCAGCGUCGUCAGGACCGUUUCGCUCAUUUCGCUGAACAAAGUGCAAGCCGGCUGGCGACCUUACUUAGCGUACGUGGUCGGAGUGCUCGGCGUCCUGCUGGCGAGGUAUGCUGACAAGUUACUGCCGAACCAAGCCGUACACGGGGAGGGCUGCGCCUCCGUGACCGGGACGAAGGAAGAUAUCCCGGUGUUUAAAAGGCGAAGGAGAUCCAGCUCAGUAAUAUCUUCAGACAUGGCACACAGUCAUUCUGGCGGCAAAUCCCAUCGGCGCACCUCGCUGCCGUGCAUUCAAAGGGACCAGAUGCUGCCUCAGUCCGAAUGGGAGCACAAGCGAGGCCCUCGGGGUUCCCAGUCGUCGGGCACCAGCGUGGCGGUGGACAUCGCGGUGAUGGGCGAGGCCCAUGGGCUGAUCACAGACCUGCUGGCGGAUCCUGCCCUGCCCCCCAACACCUGCAGCUCGCUCCGCGCCGUCAGCAACCUGCUCAGCACCCAGCUCACCUUCCAGCCGCUGCACCGGCCGCGCGUCAACACGCUGGGCUCCUUCAGCGACACCUACACCUGCUCCGACUCCGAGGACGGCCUCGACCGGGGCGAGAAGCUGGCCAUUGCCAAGCGUCUCAGGCGGAACCUGCCCCCAGCGGUUCUGCGCAGGAUCUCCUCCACCUGGACCACCACCACCUCGGCCACGGGCCUCCCAACCCUGGAGCCAGGCCCCAUGCGGAGGGACCGGAGCACCAGCAUGAAGUCCCCACACGAGGGCGCCACCUGCAGCUGUGGAAGGCCAUACAAUAAGCUAAGCCACGGGGAGGGGUCGAUGGAUGGAGUGGACAGGACACUCCGCACAGACGACCCGGCGACGGUGUCAUCAGACUACGACAGCACGUACGAGACCAACAACAGUGACAGCAGUGACAUCGCGCCCAACGAGGACGAGGCGGAGAGCGCCAGGAAAGCCGCAGACCUGCGAGAGGGGUGCAGGACAUGCCCAUCCGAAAGCGUUAUGCUGCACCCACUAAUGCUCCCAGAGGAAGAGUCCGUGCUGGCCCCGGAGCCCCUGGUGAUGGAGGAGUUAGAGCCCCUGAUGAGCCAGCUCAACAACUGGAACUUCCCCAUCUUCAGCCUGGUGGAGAAGACCCACGGCAAGAAAGGCUGCAUCCUCAGCCAGGUCACCUACAGGCUGUUUGAAGACACGGGGCUCUUUGAGACCUUUAAGAUCCCGGUCAGAGAGUUCAUGAACUACUUCCAUGCGCUGGAGAAUGGCUACCGAGAUAUACCCUACCACAACAGAAUCCAUGCUACAGAUGUGUUGCACGCGGUCUGGUACCUCACAACACAAGCUGUACCAGGCCUGCCCAGCCUGGUAAAUGACCACGGCUCCACCAGCGACUCUGACUCAGACAGCGGCAUCACCCACAGCCACAUGGGCUUUGUGGUUUCGAAGACGUACGCGGCGUCGGAGGACGGCUACAGCUGCCUGUCAGGCCUCAUCCCCGCCCUGGAGCUGAUGGCGCUGUACGUGGCGGCCGCCAUGCACGACUACGACCACCCCGGCAGGACCAAUGCCUUCCUGGUGGCCACCGGGGCGCCACAGGCAGUGCUGUAUAAUGACCGCUCGGUUCUGGAGAACCACCACGCUGCCUCUGCCUGGAACCUCUUCAUGUCCCGCCCCGAGUACAACUUCCUGGUCCACCUUGACCACCUGGAGUUCAAGCGCUUUCGAUUCUUGGUCAUCGAGGCCAUCCUCGCCACCGACCUGAAGAAGCACUUUGACUUCCUGGCCGAGUUCAACGCCAAGGUGAGUGAUGACGUGGGCUCGGGCAUUGACUGGUCCAAUGAGAACGACCGGCUGCUGGUGUGUCAGAUGUGCAUCAAGCUGGCCGACAUCAACGGACCACUCAAGUGCAAGGACCUGCACCUGCAGUGGACCGAAGGCAUCGUCAAUGAGUUCUACCAGCAGGGGGACGAGGAGUCCAGCCUGGGCCUUCCCAUCAGCCCCUUCAUGGACCGCUCGGCGCCGCAGCUGGCCAAGCUUCAGGAGUCCUUCAUCACCCACAUCGUGGGGCCGCUCUGCAGCUCCUACGACUCGGCCGCCCUCAUGCCCGGCCGCUGGGUGGAGCCCUCCGAGGUGGGGUCUGAAGCGGAGCAGGAGAGGGGAGGCAGGGAUGAAACUGUAGAGGAGGAAGAGGAGGAGGAGGAGGAGGAGGAGGAAGACAUGGCGGAGGAAGACGCAUCCACCGGCUCGGAGGCGUCCCAGAGGAGAAGCCCAAAGAAGAGGCGGAAAGUUUUCUGCCAGAUCACUCAGCACCUGCUGGAGAACCACGACAUGUGGAAGAAGGUGAUUGCGGAGGAGGCUCAAAAACAGGAAGAGGAGGAGUCUGCACACCUCGCCAACCCCUCUGAGCCAAUCCAUGAGGAGGAGGAGCCAGAGCGCAAAAGGGAGGAGUCAGCAGAGGACCAGGAACAGGAAGUAAUAACAGAGGAAGGGGAAACGGAUCCUCUAGAGGAAGAAGUCCCGGCAUCGGAAACUGCCGAGGAAGAGGUGCCCCCUGAGUGAAGCUCCUGAGUAUAUGGGGACUCCAAGCCAGAACGGCGUUUCUGUUUAACUGUUUUUUUUUUCCAAAUUUUUUUAAACAGACUCCAGAUAUUUUUAU
This is a messenger RNA of Megalops cyprinoides (Indo-Pacific tarpon), 3115 nucleotides long. Its product is annotated as cGMP-inhibited 3',5'-cyclic phosphodiesterase A-like. Gene Ontology annotation, biological process: oocyte maturation; positive regulation of oocyte development. The record is from RefSeq and is a predicted model, not a curated record. NCBI's taxonomy places the organism in Eukaryota, Metazoa, Chordata, Actinopteri, Elopiformes, Megalopidae. The transcript is spliced from 14 exons. Bases 1 to 3018 code for a protein of 1005 amino acids. Gene Ontology annotation, cellular component: cytosol. Gene Ontology annotation, molecular function: 3',5'-cyclic-AMP phosphodiesterase activity.